AUGGAGCUGUUGCAAGUGAUUCCUAAUGAGGUGAAUAGGGAGGACUCUUCCAUAUUAGAAGCUAUCCCUGCCAGAGAAGAGAUUAAGAAGGUGGUAUGGGGGUUGGAUCCAGAUAGCUCUCCUGGCCCUGAUGGGUUUCCAGGAGCUUUCUUCAAACAGUGUUGGGAGAUAGUAGGUGACGAUUUUUGUGGGGCUGUGAUUGCUUUCUUCCACUGUGGGAAGCUUCCGAAUGGAGUAAAUAACAGUUUUGUGACGCUAAUUCCAAAGGUGGAGGGAGCGGUCUCUCUGGAUAAAUUUCGCCCCAUUUGUAUGGCAAACUUUUUCUGCAAAGUCCUAUCAAAGAUCAUGGCUGAGAGGUUAUCUUGCCUUCUCCCUCGAUUGGUGUCAGAUGAAGGGGGUGGCAUGGGUAUUAAGAUUGAUGUGCAGAAGGCCUAUGACACAUUGUCAUGGGAUUUUCUUUUUGCGGUCUUGAAACGAUUCGGCUUCUCGGAUGUGUGGGGUCUAAAUGGUCUAUUAAAAGAGGGAAAAUUGAAGGCGCUCCCUGGUCCUAGAGGUGCCACUGUUCCCAGUCAUCUGCUCUUCGCGGAUGACAUUUUUAUCUUCAUGAACGCCGGAGCGAAACAUGUUCGAUGUUUGAGAGAGUUCCUGCUUAAAUACCGAGAAUUUUCUGGCAAAAAAUUCAGCUUGGAGAAGAGCAAGGGAUGGCAAGGCAAACUCCUUUCAAUGGCAGGUUGUGCAGAGCUCAUUCGGUCUAUGAUCUCAGGUAUGCCUAUUCAUAAUUUUUCCAUUUAUUGGUGGCCUGAAUCGGUAAUUAAAACGGUGGAGCGUUGGAUUAGGAAUUUCCCAUGGUCAGGGGAUAUUUAUACAGUGAAGAAAAUCGCUGUGAAAUGGGAAGAGGUGUGCCGACCUAAGGAGGAAGGGGGUUUAGGUAUCAGGCGAUUGAGGGAUGUCAACUGUGCGGUGCUCAGCAAACUAGUGUGGCAAAUGAAGCAUGAAGGAUCUGCUUUUAGUUCCUUCUUGCGGGCUAGGUUUGUGAAUGAAGGUGGAGACCUCAAGAAGGGUUAUAAAGCAUCUUCGGUGUUUAAAGGAAUUGCGAAGAUGUUGAACUUUGAAUCUCUAUCUGAGCGUUGGAUGGGAAUAUAUCCUUGCCGCGGGGUUAGAAAGACCGAUGCUGCUGGUCUCUAUCCUCCUUAG
Macadamia integrifolia is the source of this 1194-nucleotide messenger RNA. RefSeq lists its product as uncharacterized. Lineage: Eukaryota; Viridiplantae; Streptophyta; Magnoliopsida; Proteales; Proteaceae. The record is from RefSeq and is a predicted model, not a curated record. The transcript is spliced from 5 exons. The coding region runs from base 1 to 1194 and encodes 397 amino acids.